AUGGUGCUGCUCGAGAAGCAAUGGGUUAAUGUGCAAGAGAAGACUUUUACCAAAUGGCUAAACAACAAAAUCAAGAGCCGUGAUGUGGCCGUCAAGUCUCUCAUCACCGAUCUCUCAGACGGCAUUAUCCUUAUACACCUGCUCGAGGUUCUCAGCAACGAGUCUCUCGGUCGCUAUGCCUCAAAUCCGAAGUUGCGAGUCCAGAGGUUCGAGAACGUCAACAAGAGUCUGGACUACAUCAGAUCACGAGGCAUUCAGAUGACAAAUAUCGGCGCCGAGGAUGUCGUGGAUGGGAACCGGAAGAUCAUACUUGGGCUGAUAUGGACUCUCAUCUUGCGCUUUACCAUUUCCGACAUCAACGAGGAGGGCAUGACGGCCAAGGAGGGACUGCUGCUCUGGUGUCAACGGAAGACUGCUUGUUACGCAGGCGUGGAGGUUCGCGAUUUCUCUGCUUCCUGGAACGACGGCCUGGCGUUCUGCGCAUUGCUCGACAUUCACCGGCCCGAUCUGAUCGACUUCGAUACUUUAGACAAGUCAGACCAUAGAGGUAACAUGCAGCUGGCAUUCGAUAUCGCGUCCAAGGAGAUCGGCAUCCCAGAUCUGCUCGAUGUGGAAGAUGUGGCAGACGUCCCAAAACCUGACGAGCGCUCGCUGAUGACAUACAUUGCCUACUGGUUCCACGCUUUCAGCCAAAUGGAACGGGUAGAGAAUGCAGGCAGAAGAGUCGAGAAGUUUGUCAGCAACAUGCAAGGCGCCUGGGAAAUGGAGAGUGCGUAUGAGAAGCGUAUGCGUGCACUGCUGCUACAAGUUCGACAUCAGCGCGAAUCGUGGCACAGUGCAAAGUUUGCAGGCACGUAUGCCGACGCAAAGCAACAGGCCAAAGAGCUGUCCAACUACAAGCGCGACAAGAAGAGGAAAUGGGUGGCAGAGAAGUCUGAGUUGUCAGCUCUGCUUGGUAAUAUCAAGACGAAGCUGGCAACGUACAGACUACGCCCAUACAACCCUCCCGCAGACCUUCGGAUCGAGGUGCUAGACCAUGAGUGGAUAGCUCUGACGACAGACGAGCAAGCUCGGAGCAAGCUGAUCAACGAGAAAAUUCGAGACAUCAAGAACGCUCUUCGCAAAAGCUUCGCGGACAAAGCCAACGACUUUGCACUCACACUCAACACUCUCACUCUGGCCAUCUCUGUAUUGGAGGGAGACGUCGAGGACCAACUAGAGCACGCGCAGCGACUUUCGGCAAAUCUGCAGCCACUAGAACAAUAUCUCGACGGCAUAGCACUGCUCGACGAGCAAUGCCAGGAAGCAAACAUCGACGAAAACGAUUACACGACUUACACAUAUGACGAGCUUGUAUAUGAAUUGGGCCUGGUCAGGCACAGUGUACAGAAAAAGCUAACAUUCCUGGAAAACCAGAUGGUGGCUAGGAAUAUGACGAAUUUGACGCCGAUUCAACUCGAGGAGUUCGAGUCCGUCUUUAGGCAUUUUGAUCGCGAUGGGUCGAACACACUGCAGGAACUGGAAUUCAGUGCGGCGUUGGCAUCCUUGGGCUUGGUGUACGAUGAGGAAGAGAUGCAUGAUAAAUAUCUGAACGUGUGUCACAGUGGACUGGACGGGAGGUCGUCUCCAAUCUCACGGCGGCAGCGGGAGUCAAGAGGCGUUGGGUUCGAACAGUUCAUCCAUUUCAUGGUGUCUGUCACAGAGGAUCAGAACACGGCUGAGCAAGUGUUCCAGUCUUUCCAGGAGGUGGCGGACGGGAAGCCAUAUGUGACGGAGAUGGACUUGCGGCAUUCUCUUAUACCGGACGAGCUCAUCGACGAUCUGCUUACCAGCAUGCCAGAGCACCGCGGUCCGGAUCUGGAGGUUGAUCGCGAUGUUCCCAAGUACGACUACAUCAGCUUCAUGCAGGGCAUGAUUGGCGAGUCGGACAAGGUGAAUGGUAGCGAGAGCCCAGUGCGGCCUCGGUCGGUACAAUUGAACGGGCACAGCUCGAGUCCAACUUCGCCGCGCAAGACAUAA
Messenger RNA from Cyphellophora attinorum, 2019 nucleotides. Its product is annotated as Alpha-actinin-like protein 1. Gene Ontology annotation, molecular function: calcium ion binding; actin filament binding. Gene Ontology annotation, biological process: actin cytoskeleton organization; muscle cell development. The transcript is spliced from 2 exons. Gene Ontology annotation, cellular component: cell junction; Z disc; plasma membrane. NCBI's taxonomy places the organism in Eukaryota, Fungi, Ascomycota, Eurotiomycetes, Chaetothyriales, Cyphellophoraceae. The record is from RefSeq and is a predicted model, not a curated record. The coding region runs from base 1 to 2019 and encodes 672 amino acids.